CACUGGGCAUGCGCAGGUCCGUUCGGGAGACUGUAGAUGUUGCCAGACAUCUUCAUCACAGGUUUGAGCUGAACAUCCUCCUUCACAACGAGGGAUCUUCUUCAUUUUCAUCUUGUGCCCCUUUUUUCUAUCGCCGCUGCCGCUGCGCGGUGUGAAAACACAAACAGCACGGAGGGAGUAGAAGCCAUAAGAUGAAGAAACGUUAUGUGGACGCGAACAGGCUACGGAAAAUGAAAAAAAUGAAAAUAACGGAGAGGCUGUCUGAAAGUGCAUACACUUUCCUGAAGUUCAUGAUGAUGUGGACGCUGGUGCUGCUGGCAGAUUUCAUGCUUGAAUUCAGACUGGAGUACUUGUGGCCAUGCUGGCUUUUCUUCGGGAGUGUGUACACCACGUUCCACUGCCAUGGGCUGGUUAUUUGUGUUGUUUUUGUCUGUGCUGCCUUCACUCUGGACAUCUUUUGUUUAAUUUUUGUGCCUUUGCACUGGCUGUUCUUCGUGGCGAGCACUUAUGUGUUAUUCAAUUACAUAUGGCAUACAGAGAAAGGCAUCUGUAUAUCGACGGUGUCCUUGUGGAUUCUGCUCGUGUACACGGAGGCUUCACUCCGACUCAAAGACCUUAAAACCUCUCAUGCCAACCUGUCUCAUUUCUUCGCUGCACACUGCAUUGGAUAUCCUGUAGUGUAUUUGGGGUUUGAUGCCACCUGCUACUUCACCAACAUCUUCAAGCUGCGCAUACAGAAAGCUGUGCAGAGUGAGAACGACUUCCACAUGCACCUCCUGCAGCAUUCGCUCCCUCCGGGCCUGCAGGUUUACCCCAAGAAUGGCACAGAUGGCAGCAGCGGCUCAAAAUGGAAGAUAAAGCCUGAGUCGACUCAGUACCAGUGUCAGAACGGCACUGUAGUGGCCCAUGACGAGGUGCACACUGUGGACUGCCUCCAGAUCCGCAGCGAGGAGAGAGCGACGGAGAAGGGAACACCGGAGAUGAGGUCAGCUGAAUCAAACCGGCGGCCGUUAUCAUCCAAACCUGGUGAGUCCAGGGAUCUGCUCCACUGUGGGGCAGGAGGACCAGAAUCCUCCACAACCCCCGAAAAUCUACCUCAAGAUGAGCAAGGGAGCAAAGCCACAAGGGCGGCUAAAGGCUCCUCGCCAAAAGCCCGCAGAGGCAGCACAAACACCCCUUCACCCCCGACGAGGAGGACGGAGAAGAAGCAGAGAUCCAGCUCGAAAACAUUCUGCCUCAACCAAGACACAACAGAGAAGAGUGCCGCGGCAGCUCAGAAUCACCACGCUGAGCAGAUGACCAAGCUGGAGCAGGAGCUGAGGAGGCUGAGGGGCGAGCUGCAGGUGAGCCGGCAGAGCGAGCAGGAGCUGCGAAGUCACAUCUGCAACUUGACGAACAGCGAGAGGAGCCUGAGACCAGAGGUUUCCCUGCUCAGACAGUCUAACAUGCUACUCCAGAGCAAGAUUCUGUGUCUGACUAAAACCAAGCAGAGGGACAAACAGAGCAGUGCGAUGCUGGAGAAGAAGACCAGAGCAGAGACGGAGGCCAGACUCUCUGUGGAGAAACAGUUGGCUGAGCUUCAGGCUCAGAAACUGGAGGAAGCCGCCAUGAUGGCACGGAGUCUAACAAACAGGCAGGAACACUGUGAAACCCAAAUGUUAAGGAAGAGAGUUAAAGAUCUAGAGACAGAGUACAAACAACUACAGCUGGAGUGUCAAGUGAAAGAGAGUCGUGUGGUAGAGCUAGAGAGUGAUGUUGAGGCUCUGGGAAAGUACCGCUGUGUGGAGAAAGAGACAGACAUGCUGCUGUCCACUCUGUCGGCCAUGCAGGAGAAGGCUCAACAUCUGGAGUACAACCUGAGCGCAGAGACUCGCAUCAAACUGGACCUGUUCUCCGCUCUGGGAGACGCCCGCCGGCAGCUGGAAAUCGCUCAAGAUAAAGUGAUGAGGCAGGACCGGGAGAUCAAGGAGAUGAAGCAGAAGAUUGCGGAGGUAAUGGCCGUCAGUCCCGCAGUGUCCUACAUGGCUCCUCGGCCUCCGGUGCCGCAGUAUCUCACCAAGUUACUCAGCUCUGAGCGCUACAUGCUGAAUCCACGAGCACUGAUGUACCAGUGUCUGAAGAAAUAAAGGAUGUCAUCGCCUUUCUCCGAUCCUCAGACCCCUCUGUCAUGAAACAUUAGGGAAAGGGGGCUAAUGGAUCUUUAUUACAGAGCUAAAUGACACCAUGAGGUCAUCUACUUCCAGCCAUGAGUGGAACCAGAAUGAGCCGCCACAAGUUGAAUGCCUUUCGCUGCACUGAUGGUGCUAACUUUUACAUUGGGUUGAAGCGUUUCACUCCAAAAUAAGAAAUCUGAUAUGCAGAGCAGCGGCUUAAGAUACAGCAUGAACCAUCAAGUUGGGAUGCAACAGAGAGAAAAAAAAGCACAUUUCUUCAAAUUCAGACCCUAAAGAUUUGUCGAAAUGGACGAUUUCUGGAUAUGUUUAGAAUGUACCAGCGGAUGAGUCACGCUACCCUGCAGACCCACUAAAUUACCGACCGUAAAAGACCGAUUAACUCUGUACAAUAUAUUUUCUUGGCAUGACAGUAGAACGUCACACGUUGUUUAUGUUGCUAUCAAAAGUAUUAUACUUACAAAGUUUAAAGAUUUUAGGGACUAUAACAACCUUUGUUUUAAUUACAUAGAAUGAUUUUGAUCUGCAGGGAUAUUUAAAAUAACAUGGUAUCAUUUUUUUAAUCUUUUGUUUCCCUUUGAGUCAAAUGAUUUUUAGUAUAUGUUAGAACAAAAUGAUCUCACAAGUAUGGAAAACCAUUUCUGGCAAUGUGGUGAAAAAAGAAAGAUCCUGUAAGUCAUUAUAAUAAGAAACUCUCAAAAUAAGUACCAAGUAUCUCAAAAUGAUGACAUAGCAGUGACACUGACAAUGGAUAGUUAAAGGUAACUUUCACUCAGAACUUCUUUCAAGUUUUCUAUGGAUUUCUUAAAAGAGAAUUGCUUUUAAUAUAUUAUUUAAAAAGAGAUUAAUUUCAGAACACGAUUAGGAUUAAAUCAUAUUGAAAAUACAACUAAAUGUUUCUGGAGCAGCAACAGUAAUACAUACAAAAGUAAAGUCACGAUAUAAACUCCAUAAGAUCUCACUGGAAACAAUCUGAAAUGAAUAAUAAUCCCAACAUCCGAUACUGGUUGAAGUUUAGAGCGACUGACUGAAGAAACACCAACACGUUUAAAAGAACCGAUAACAUAGAAGCUUAUCAAUACUGCAGUCUAAUAAUUUAGCACUGGUGCCCAUUCCGGGUUUUGUUACCCAUCCCUACACAAUAAUCCUGUUGUGAAAAUCUGAUAUUGCGACAGCCCUAGUCAUGAUUUACAGGGUCUUUUUUUUCGGCUACGGCUACGUUUUUGGAUUUGUAUUCUCUGUUACUGGUGGGAAUGAGUUUCCAUAAAUAAGCCUUUUUCCCAGCAGAUAGUUUGACUUGUCAUAAGCCCACAAUAAUGGCAAUACCUGUGCUCUUCGUACCGUGACAAGUCAAAAUGUCUUUAGUGAAAAAACACCCGUAAAUUAUUAAGAUAUCAUGCUGCGACAGAUUUAGGUAAAACUGCACUGUUCAGAACGUCUCAAUAUGAAUAUGGAGAGAUGAUAAAUGAUAUUGAAUUAACCCCAAAACCUAGUUUUGAUGGUGUUUGAUAAAACACAAAUAUAAGGUCCAAACAAUAUUCUAUUUACAAACAUAAAAACAUUAAUAUAAAUAUUACCUGACAUCAACAAAUGCUAAAUAUUUAAGGAAAGUGUGCCUGUAAAUAAUGGAUUAUAAUGAUUAUUUGAAUUGUGCUGAAAUUAAAAUUAAAUUAACAGCUUCAAAUCUAAAGUGUGUUUUGGAACGAGAGCCUUCAGAGUUGCAGACAUUUCAAUCCGACGGGUGUCGUUUACAUGUGAAGCUUCGUGGCAGCGGUCCGGUAUUGAGAACAAUGUGCAGCAAUGUUUAAUUGUUGGAGACAAACGAUGCGGUAAAAGAAGCUCACGCUCAGCAGCAACUAUCACCCUUUGUUUCAACUAACCUCUGGAAAAGAGAGAAAGUGUGACUCAAUUAGACUCGGUAACGAGUUGAAGGGGAGAAAAACAAGGAACCAAACAUGGUUCAUGAAUUUAAUUACUGUGCCUAAUAUACAUUACUUUCAAACUGGGGAGUAAAACACAAAUUUAAUGUGAAAAGUAAUGUGUUUGAAUUGAAGUGCUAUGUACUGUUUUUGUAGAUUGUUUUUUUGUUUUUACUCACUGUACAGAAUUGAAAAAGACCCACGCAGCGGAAAAACACUCAUGAACUGGAUGUCGCCAUUUUGGUAGCUUUUUAUUUAGAGCGUGUUUCUAGAGUGUUUUAUAUCAAAAAUAUUUUUUAGUCUUGCUGUACCUUUAUUAUACUGCUGUAAUUUUGUACGGCAAUGUGUUUGUCAGCAUGAAAUGUGUUUUAUUCAACUGUUAUUUGAGCACACAUUGUGACUUUACGUACAGGAAUUUACUUGUACAAGGGCUACAGUUUCUUAAAACUUUGAACAAAUAACGAAGUCAAACAGUGAUGCUCGGAGGGCAGAGCUCAUGCUCCUGAUACUCCAGGAUGGGUUUUUUUCUAUAAAUAAUUUAAACGAUUGAAUUUUGUCUCAAUUGGUUUCUGUGUGUACAUUGUUUUACUUUUAGAAUGCGAGUUACAACUUCAUACACAUUUUACUUUCAAAUGCAAUUUCCUACAAAUAGUAUCUAUUUUUUUAUGCCUUUUUUCAACACACUAUACACUGUCUUUUUAUAACAUACAUGCUACAUCAUGACAUGUACUAUACUAUUUAACAUACGACACCAGGAAUUUUUCCGACAUAAUACUAGGACUUUUUAAAGAAUUUUUCGACAUGCGAUCAUUGGCGUUUUUAAUAUGUUUACGUAGGAUAGUAUCCGACUUUUUAUGACUUUUGCCGACAUCAGAAAUAACACAUUCUCCCAUCUUUAAUCUUCUUUCACUUUCCUUGAUCAUGAAAAUUGACACCAAACUAAAAAGCUGAAGUGUAAAUAUUUAUUUCAGGAAGUGAAAAAGAAGGUAAAUGCAUCGCAGAAACAGAGCACUGGUUCUAGCCUACAGUGUACAAGAUGGUUACAAGCAUGCCAGGCAGUUCCACACUUGUAUCUCGAAGCAUCUACAGACCCGUCAAAAAAGUAGUGUCACAGCAUAGAGCAGACUCGAUCGCUGACAUUUUGAAUGAUGCCAUAUCCAAUUUAUCCAAGUAAAGCAGCCAGAGGCCACAGGACAUUUCCAUAAAAGGAUAUAAAAGUGUACAGCAGUGCAAACUAACAGAGUUCCCCAAACAGGUAACACAGAAGGGGGACAUGAGCCGAUAUCUAUAUGGCGGGGGC
Messenger RNA from Anarrhichthys ocellatus (wolf-eel), 5390 nucleotides. Its product is annotated as macoilin. The coding region runs from base 192 to 2126 and encodes 644 amino acids. Gene Ontology annotation, cellular component: rough endoplasmic reticulum membrane. Gene Ontology annotation, biological process: neuronal signal transduction. The transcript is spliced from 11 exons. Lineage: Eukaryota; Metazoa; Chordata; Actinopteri; Perciformes; Anarhichadidae. The record is from RefSeq and is a predicted model, not a curated record.